GUCACUAGUCACUAUCAUGAAGACAUGAACCACAAAUACUUAAAGUACAUGUAAAAAAUUCAUAGAUCACUCUACUCUACACCUAGUGAAAUAUUCCCAAAACAACAAUCCAACAAUAAUAGUCCUGCUCCAUCUCCUCACUCCACUCACACACACAAUAAUAAUUAACACAAUGGGUUCUGUGAGUGUUGUCUCCACCACCACAAUCCAAGCACCAAGUCACCAUAACAACUCAUCAACUCAUAAAAUCGAUUUAACACCAUGGGAUCUCCCAUUCCUCCAAGUUGAAACCAUCCAAAAAGGCCUUCUUUUUCACCACACCAUUCACCCAAACCAAAUCAACCAUUUGAAACACACCCUUUCCUCCACUCUCUCCUUCUUCCCUCCCCUCGCUGGCCGUCUCGUAAUUACACACCACAAAGACAACAACAAUGCCUCAUGUUUCAUCAUUUGUAACAACCUUGGUGCGCUCUUUGUUCACGCCACAGCACAAAACACUACCGUUGCCGACAUCCUUCAACCCAACUACGUACCUCCCGUUGUUCACUCCUUUUUCCCACUUAACGGCGUUAAAAACUGUGAAUCCACUUCACAGCCCAUUCUAGCAAUUCAAGUAACGGAACUACUAGACGGCGUCUUCAUUGGCUUCACAAUCAACCACGUUGUCUCAGACGGCAAGUCGUUUUGGCAUUUCGUAAAUUCUUGGUCCCAAAUCUCAAAAGGUCACAAAAUAGCCAAACUCCCUUCACUUAAACGUUGGUUCCCAAACGACAUUGAACUUCCCAUAAAGCUCCCUUUCACAACAACAGAAUUACUAAAAGAACCCUCCUUCAACAAACUACCUGAAAGAAUCUUCCAUUUCACAAAGGAGAAAAUCGCAGAACUUAAAUCAAAAGCUAACGCAGAAGCUGAAACAGAGAAAAUUAAAAUAUCUUCGCUUCAAGCGGUAUUAUCUCACGUUUGGCGUUGCGUGAUUCGUUGCAAAAGACUUGAUCCACAAGAAGAGGUUCGUUACGUGUUGCUGAUAGGUGUUAGACCAAGGAUGGUUCCGCAGCUCGAAGAAGAAUAUUUCGGAAACGCUGCGUUGGUUUGUGGUGUGACGAUGAAAGCAGGGGAAGUUCAAGAGAGUGGGAUUGGGAAUGUUGCUAUGGAGAUGAACAAGAUGAUUUCAUUACACAGUGACGAGAAAAUUAUGGAAAGUUAUGAGUGUUGGUUGAGGACACCGAGGUUGCUUACGAUUGGUGGUAUGACCGGUGGUAAUUCAUUGGCGACUAGUAGUUCGCCGAGGUUUGAUGUUUAUGGUAAUGAUUUUGGUUGGGGGAAGCCUGUGGCUGUACGAAGUGGUGGUGCGAAUAAAAAUAAUGGGAAGAUUAGUGUGUUUGUUGGAGCUGAUGAAGGUAGUAUGGACAUUGAAGUUUGUCUUCCUUUUGAGAUUUUGGAGGCCAUGGGAAAUGACACUGAGUUCAUGCUUGCCAUUUCUAAGUAAUUUAGCUUUCAAAGUAUUAGGAUAUGAAGCGGUUAUACUUCCAAUUGAAGAUGUGCUAUGUUUGAUAUUAAUAUGCUUAGUUUACAUUCAAUUGCUUCUAUUUUUGCUAAAAACUCUAAAUGUUGUGUUUGUGUUUGUAUGUGUAAGUGUGUGUAGGUAUUGUUGAAUGAGUUUAGGGUCUUAAUUUCUCCAACUUGGACCACCACUCCUUCAAUAUGUAACUUUUAUUGUUACUUUAAUAUGAUGAAGAGACAUAUCACUUUCUUUUUUCUA
Cicer arietinum (chickpea) is the source of this 1759-nucleotide messenger RNA. RefSeq lists its product as uncharacterized. The record is from RefSeq and is a predicted model, not a curated record. Lineage: Eukaryota; Viridiplantae; Streptophyta; Magnoliopsida; Fabales; Fabaceae.